GGUGCACUGCGCAUCAGAGCUGUCAGCAGUGAUUGUAAGUGCAACCCUGCAUGCGUGUGCGCGCUGAACCCCCUCCCUCCCUCCUUUCCUGCCUUCACGCACACACACACAUUCCUGGAGGAUUCCUUCAUUUCUUCAUUUGCGCUGCUUUGGAUGCUACCUCCUCCUCUUCCUUCUCUCCUCCUCUCUUCUCUCUCACUCUCUCUCUGUCGACUUUCCCUUUUUUUGGCUCCGGUCUUCCCAUCGGGCGUGCGGCAUCUCGUCUCGGCGUCGGCUCCGCGACCGUCCGACACUGCUUCUUCAUUCCAUUGUGAGGCUGAAGCAUCGGCAGAGAGUCCAGUGACGCAGCUUCAGCACAACCAUCUUUACCCGUACAUGGAGACCCCCAGCUGGGCAGGUAACGCGUUGUGCAAGUCGGGAAGCAUCGGCGUCUUCGGGAACGUUGUGUACAGCGGACUGCUCAACGAGCACCUGUGGCAUCUGGGAGUGCCACUCUUCACAAGACUGGGUAACCAAGAGGCCCCCAACCCCCCGGACGCCAUGACCCAGCCCUACACCGCGGCCCAGUACCCCCCGCCCCCACAGAACGGCAUCCCCGCCGAGUUUGCGGCACCGCACCCGCUACCCACGCCCGACUACAGCGGGCAGAGCCGUGUGGCCGAGCACGCCAUGACGCUCUACACGCCGACGCCCACGCACGGCGAACCGGCGCCGGUCACCGAUAGCAGCACGCCCGCCAUCGCCGCCCCCGCGUCCGCACCGGUCAGUGUCGCUCAGCACCUGCAAACACUCUUCUCCACAGGCCGCCAGCAAACGGAUGACGUGACGCAAACGGACGCCUCGCAGCACUCGGACUCGUCGGAGAAGCAGCAGCCCAAACGGUUACACGUGUCCAACAUUCCCUUCCGCUUCCGAGACCCUGACCUGAGGCAAAUGUUUGGGCAAUUUGGAAAGAUCCUAGACGUGGAGAUUAUCUUUAACGAGCGAGGAUCCAAGGGCUUUGGCUUUGUAACUUUUGAAACGAGCACAGACGCCGACCGCGCACGGGAGAAACUAAACGGUACAAUCGUAGAGGGACGCAAGAUCGAGGUGAACAACGCCACAGCACGAGUCAUGACAAACAAGAAAGUGGCCAACCCCUACACCAAUGGCUGGAAGUUAAACCCAGUGGUGGGCGCUGUCUACGGUCCCGAGCUGUACGCCGUAACGGGCUUCCCAUACCCCGCCACGGGCACCGCCGUGGCUUACAGGGGCGCCCACUUGCGAGGUCGGGGGCGGGCAGUCUACAAUACGUUCCGCACGGCCCCUCCGCCGCCGCCUAUCCCUGCUUACGGAGCGGUGGUGUACCAAGAUGGCUUCUAUGGUGCUGAGAUCUAUGGAGGAUACGCAGCAUACAGAUUCGCGCAGCCCGCCACCACCGCCGCCUACAGCGACAGCUACGGCAGAGUCUAUGCAACGGCCGACCCCUACCACCACACGAUCGGCCCCGCCGCCACCUACAGCGUGGGAACUAUGGCUAGCCUUUACAGAGGAGGCUACGCUCGCUUCACGCCCUACUAAAACAACCAAAGAACACACACAAAGACCUCUUUACAAAAAAUAACCCCCCCAAAAAACCAAGAAGCCCCAUCCCCUCUUUGAAGAGACAAACCUUAACAAGCAGCGCCGCCUCCAGAUGACUUUUCUAGCACCGCCUUUUUAAGCCCCAUUUUCCUUUUUGUCCGUUUUUCUUGUUUGUCUCUUUUGGUUGUUGUUUUUCAAUGCUUUUAUUGUCAUGUUAAGCUUGUACAUAAAUGUUGGACAUUUUUACUAUGCUAUAUGAAAAAAAAUAUGAUGAAACCAAUAUGUUUUGUCUUAAUUUACAGUUAAUCAAUAAUAUGCAAACUUGAGCCACUGAGAACAAGAGUGGGCUAAGUCCAGUUGGGUCACUAUGCGAUCGCAACAAAAUACAGUGGGGUAAAUAAGUAUUUAGUCAA
Messenger RNA from Corythoichthys intestinalis (scribbled pipefish), 1976 nucleotides. Its product is annotated as RNA binding protein fox-1 homolog 3-like. The record is from RefSeq and is a predicted model, not a curated record. Lineage: Eukaryota; Metazoa; Chordata; Actinopteri; Syngnathiformes; Syngnathidae. The coding region runs from base 154 to 1560 and encodes 468 amino acids. Gene Ontology annotation, molecular function: mRNA binding. Gene Ontology annotation, cellular component: nucleus; cytoplasm. The transcript is spliced from 14 exons. Gene Ontology annotation, biological process: nervous system development; regulation of alternative mRNA splicing, via spliceosome.